AUGGCAGGGCCGCCCCGCCCGGGGCGACCCAACAUCGUCUCGCCCGUCCUGGAGAGCCUGCCCUUGUCCCGUGCUGGGGGUACCAAAGUCUACAUGAAGCUGGAGAACGUCCAGCCCACGGGUUCUUUCAAGAUUCGGGGCAUCGGCCACCUCUGUCAGGAGGCUGCCAAGAAUGGCUGUCUGCACUUUGUUUUCCCCCCCCGGCAGGGACACUCCAGCCUGGUCCAGGAACUGAAGGACUCGUUGGAGACCAAACCGGACGCCAUCCUUCUGGCAGUGGGAGGUGGGGGGCUGCUGGCGGGUGUUGUGGCUGGCCUGCAGCAGGUGGGCUGGCAGGAUGUCCCCAUCGUUGCCGCCGAGACCUGGGGGGCUCACAGUUUCCACGUGGCGCUGGCUGCUGGCCAGCUUGUCUCCCUG
Apaloderma vittatum (bar-tailed trogon) is the source of this 417-nucleotide messenger RNA. Its product is annotated as serine dehydratase-like. Lineage: Eukaryota; Metazoa; Chordata; Aves; Trogoniformes; Trogonidae. The record is from RefSeq and is a predicted model, not a curated record. Gene Ontology annotation, molecular function: threonine deaminase activity; L-serine ammonia-lyase activity; pyridoxal phosphate binding. Gene Ontology annotation, biological process: L-serine catabolic process; L-threonine catabolic process. The transcript is spliced from 3 exons. The annotation marks the transcript as partial.